AUGUCGGAAAGCGAACAACGUGAAGGUACACCUCAAACACCACCUAUCUUGUCCGAGAGUCCCAAUCCAGUCACGCCACGACAAUUUGAAGAUCAGCAAGAAGCUCAAAGAAGUUUUGUACUUAUACCUGAACAUCAACAAAUCAAAGACUUCGAAAUGUAUUCCAAUUCUCAUCGGGAUAUUCAUCCGUAUACUCGUCCUCUGACCAUCUCCGAUCUGGAGUCGGUUUUGACCCUCGAGAAUACCGCCUUCACAGAUCCAAACGAAAGAGCAUCUAGAGAAAAGGUUGGCCAUCGAUAUCUCAACUCCACUUCUUUGAAAUUUUUGACGUGGCUAACCUUCAUACAGUUGAGAUAUAGACUUACCAGAUGUGGUGAGCUAUGCUUGGGUAUCUUCUGCACUAUGACGCCCGGCUCCGAUCCCAAAAUCGAGACUCUUGCCACAGGUCGUCCUGUUGAGACAAGUCGAAAGAAUGGAGCGAUUAGUGUUCUGAUGGGCCAUGUUAUUGCAGCCAAGACACAUGACUUGACAGCUUCGGAUGCAUCAAUGGGGGUUCCCGAGGGUUGGGAGGCUACCAAACCUCCACGUACAAAUCUAGGCCAUCAAGAGGAUGGUCCACAAAAUAAAUUUUUAUAA
Molecule: messenger RNA, 636 nt
Organism: Sclerotinia sclerotiorum 1980 UF-70
Lineage: Eukaryota; Fungi; Ascomycota; Leotiomycetes; Helotiales; Sclerotiniaceae
Exons: 2
Coding region: 1-636 (211 amino acids)
Cellular component (GO): cytoplasm
Molecular function (GO): aralkylamine N-acetyltransferase activity
Source: RefSeq, a predicted model, not a curated record